UUCACCAUGUUGGAUCCGUUGCUCAUCUCAGCUGCCUUGUGACCGACAGUUUGAUCAUGUCAGCGGCAGCGGAGCGUCGUGGGCCCGAAGCGUAGCGGUUCAACCGGGCGGCUUCCUGUUCUUCCGCUGACAGCAGGGCUCACCGACACCGACACGGACACGGACGGAGGGACGACUGUUUUGAUACGGACACCUAUGAGCUAGCUCCAAGCUGUCAGGUUCAUCACUCCUGUCUUCUUCCUAGCUCCUGGCAGCGGGAGAGCUGAUCCCGCAUUAAAAGGGUUUAACUUUGUUCCCGCAUUGUUAUUUAUCCUCCCUGGGUCCGUUGAUGUGAGCCGCAGGAGGACACAGAACAACACAGCAAAACACUUCGCUGUCGAUGGGGGAAAGAAGCUGUCUCCCAGCCGCGUGUGAGGGUUUCUCUGCCCCUGCUCUGAGUCCUGCCUUGAAGCGUCGUCCUCUGGCACAGUGAUGGGGGUUUGUUUCCUGGCGCACGGCUCGGUGGAUCGGUGUAAUAAUAUGUGAGUGGAGCGAACGGCCGAGGCCUGGGCCCGCCUGCCUGCCUGCCUGCCUGCCUUCUGUACUGUGGCCUGGGCUUGGGAUACACCUCCUCUGCACCGGAUCAGCAGCGUUAAUUACGGCCGGAGAUUAGCCGUGUUUACGGAGGAGCAGUCUGGAGGAGGAUUCACUUUGGAGGAAUAGAUGAGAUUUCCAAACCGGUCCGAGCCCCGGGGGUGGGAAGAGCAACGGUGCUGGACCGGGGCGUGUGGCAAACUUGGACAGUUUUAAAGGAUGAAUGCGCUGCUGCCUCCCAUGUGACAGACUCUAGAUCACACUGUGCUAUCAGGAGGGAGGGGGGGCUCCAUCUCUAUCAUGAGGGACAUCUAGGACCACCGACUUUUUCUUUAUUGAGGGGGGUGCGGGUUAUUUUCGAUUAAGUCUUUUUGAGUUGCCAUUUUUAGUAGUAGGGGCACUGCACAGGGUUUUUUAGAGUGGGCUGCUCAUUGCUGGAGCUACAUGCUCAUGAUAUUCUCUCCAUCAUUAGCCCUGGGCCACAGCAGGCUAAUGGUGUGCCAGCCACAAAAUUAAUUUACAGCAAGUGGGUCAGAGCCUUGUUGGCAUUAUGAUAAAGAGGCACAGCACAGUGCUUUCUCUCCCCACAGGAUGGAAGUAGCUGCUGCUGGAUGAUUUAGAACUCAGCUCAGUUUUCUGUAUGUUGUCUUAAAGUUUCAUGAGUGGCAGUGUUGCAGCCUGGUAGCCAUUAGCAUCACUUUUAGAAGGAAGUUCUGACAGGAGGCGUUGUAGUGUCAGUGGAUGGCUCUUUGCGGCACAGCAGCUACAAAUGUUCCAAAAAUGAUGGCUGCUUACAACGGUGGCUCCUCAGCAGUGGCUGCCCAUCACCCGCACCACCACCACCAGCUCCAGCACCUUCCGCCUCCCCACAUGCACCACCACCACCACGCUGGCCAGCACCAUUUGCAGCACCCCGGCUCCGCCGCAGCCGUGCACACGGUCCAGCAGCACACGUCCACGGCUGCUGCUGCGGCGGUGAUGCUCAACCCUGGGCAGCAGCAGCCGUACUUCCCUUCACCUGCUCCCGGACAAGCCCCCGGGCCGGCAGCAGCGGCUCCUGCCCAGGUUCAAGCUGCCGCCGCCGCUGCUGUCAAAGCCCACCACCACCACCACCACCAGCACCAGCAGCAGCAGCAGCAUCAGCAGCAACACUCACACCACCUACAACAGCAUCUGGACAUAGAGCCUGACAGGCCCAUCGGCUACGGAGCAUUUGGGGUAGUCUGGUCAGUGACGGACCCCAGAGAUGGAAAGCGAGUUGCCCUCAAAAAGAUGCCCAAUGUCUUCCAAAACCUUGUAUCUUGUAAGAGGGUGUUUCGGGAGCUGAAGAUGCUGUGUUUCUUCAAACAUGAAAAUGUUCUCUCCGCUCUGGACAUACUACAACCUCCACACAUCGACUACUUUGAGGAAAUCUAUGUGGUGACUGAACUGAUGCAAAGUGACCUCCAUAAGAUUAUCGUAUCGCCGCAGCCUCUGAGCUCAGAUCACGCCAAAGUUUUUCUUUACCAGAUUCUACGAGGACUUAAAUACCUUCAUUCUGCUGGCAUUCUACACCGAGACAUCAAACCUGGCAACCUCCUGGUCAACAGCAACUGUGUGCUCAAGAUUUGUGAUUUUGGCCUGGCGCGUGUGGAGGAGUCAGACGAGUCACGUCACAUGACUCAGGAAGUCGUGACACAGUACUACCGAGCUCCAGAGAUCCUCAUGGGGAGCCGGCAUUACUCCAACUCCAUCGAUAUCUGGUCUGUGGGCUGCAUCUUCGCUGAGCUUCUGGGGAGACGCAUCCUCUUCCAAGCCCAAAGUCCCAUUCAGCAGCUGGAUUUAAUCACUGACCUGUUGGGGACUCCCUCUAUGGAGGCCAUGAGGACGGCGUGUGAAGGCGCGCGUGCACACAUUCUCAGAGGACCUCACAAACAGCCAUCCCUUCCUGUUCUCUACACACUGUCCAGCCAAGCGACCCAUGAAGCUGUCCACCUCCUCUGCAGGAUGCUGGUGUUUGAUCCAUCAAAGAGGAUUUCAGCGAAGGAUGCCCUGGCUCACCCUUACCUGGACGAGGGUCGACUGCGUUACCACACAUGCAUGUGCAAGUGCUGCUACACCACAUCCUCUGGCCGUGUUUACACCAGUGACUUUGAGCCUGUCACUAAUCUGAAGUUUGAUGAUGGCUUUGAGAAGAACCUGAGCUCUGUGAGACAGGUCAAAGAGAUCAUCCAUCAGUUCAUUCUGGAACAGCAGAAGGGGAGUCGAGUGCCACUCUGCAUUAACCCUCAGUCAGCUGCUUUCAAAAGCUUUAUCAGCUCCACAGUGGCUCAGCCCUCUGAAAUGCCUCCAUCUCCGCUGGUGUGGGAAUAGCUGCUGCUGCUGCUGCUGCUGUUGCCGCUGCUGCCGCUGCUGCUGUGUUAUCAUCUUUCCCAAAUGACAAGCUGCUAAACUGGGAACAAGAAUGCAUCUCAGCGUCUUCUGUCAUCUGCGUAGCAUUUCACUGGAGAGCAGGACUCACAGGUCUGCUGUGUGUAUGCCACAACAUAUGAAGCAAACGAAGAGAAAUCCACUGGUGACUGCUUUAUGGGGUGUAGUGGAGGGUUUGGUAUGCAAAUGAAUGACACAGAAGCUCUGUAGACCAAAUCAGAAUGUUUGAAACAAACCCAUCUGUUCACUUCCACAUAGAUUAGAUUUAACUGCUAUAUGAAGUACGUUUUUUUUUUGCUGAAUAUAUUAAUACCAAUUUAAAAAAAAAAAAAAAAAGAUGUCUAUUUUAAAAUUUCUCUAAUC
Messenger RNA from Toxotes jaculatrix (banded archerfish), 3345 nucleotides. RefSeq names its product nemo-like kinase, type 2 (gene nlk2). The coding region runs from base 1315 to 2925 and encodes 536 amino acids. Gene Ontology annotation, cellular component: cytoplasm; nucleus. Gene Ontology annotation, molecular function: MAP kinase activity; ATP binding. The record is from RefSeq and is a predicted model, not a curated record. Lineage: Eukaryota; Metazoa; Chordata; Actinopteri; Toxotidae. The transcript has 11 exons. Gene Ontology annotation, biological process: protein phosphorylation; intracellular signal transduction.